This is a messenger RNA of Chara braunii, 1487 nucleotides long. The record is from the annotation of a GenBank genome assembly. NCBI's taxonomy places the organism in Eukaryota, Viridiplantae, Streptophyta, Charophyceae, Charales, Characeae.
GCGGAGGUGCAACAGGCCUUGGUCGAGGCCCUGGUCCAGUUCGGCUACCCAGAGGGAUCGCCGCAGCACCGGGAGGUCUAACGAGCGGUCGCCAAGCUCCACACGAGGAAACCUCCUUUCGAUGAGCUCACCAUGCGGCGAGCUAUGGAUACCUUCGAUCACCCUGCCAUUUUUUGGUCAUCGAAGAAGGCGAAGUUCCCUCACACGACCGUGUUUGCAAGCACGAUCCUUCAUAUUUGGGCGACCGCAUCACCGUGCGAGAGAGCCUGGUCUCAUUGGAACUUCAUUCAUUCGAAAUCUCACAAGAGGUUGGAGGUUCCCCGGGCAGAGAAGCUUGUGCGGUGCCACUGGAACCUCAGGCUACUCGAUCGACCUUCGUUGUGCGACGAUGGUGCUGGAGAGAGGUCCGUCAUCUUCGGGAAAUGGGUGCAUUAUUGGCAGGCCGUGGAGGACGAGGCGGUCGUGGACCAGCAGCUCGUCAGAGGCACCGGGGUGUUGGCAAAGGUGACUGAGGAGGAGUUGAGCCUCGCCAGAGAGAGGAUGCGCGCCGUUUCCCACAUGGGAGCCGAGCGUCGGGUGGCGGAGUCGGACAGGAGGCGACGCAAGGCCGAAGGUCGGGAACGUGGCGGCCGUGGACGAGCAGGUGUGGGAGGACUGACAUGUGGCGAUGUGCGUUCCGCUUCUCGGACUCGGCGACAACGGGCAAACGGUUACAUUCGCUGGGCCCGCAUGCGUUGGGACGAGGGAGACUUCUUGUUCGACAGCACAUCCAGGGACGACGACGAUUUCUUUGCGUUGGGCACACAUGCGGCCACAGAUGAUGAUAGAGGCGACGGUGAUGACAGAGGCGAUGGUGGAAGCGGGGUUGAUGACGACAGGGGCGAUGGUGAUGGUGGCGGAGGCGAUGGUGGAGGCGAUGGUGACGACGGAGGUGAUGGUGACGGUCCUGGCGGCACUUACGGGGCAGGUGACGGUGGAUGCGAGGGCGUACGACGUGAUGGUGGUGACAGAGGCGGGGGCAGUGGAGGCGAUAGCGGAGGGGGGGGGGGGGGGGGGGGGGGGGGGGGGGUGAUGAGGGGGGAGAUGGUGGAGGCGGUGAGGGGGGGGGUGAUGGUGGAGGGAGCGGGUGCGUUGAGACGCGGGGGCAGACGGGAUGACAAAAUUGUGUCUCGUGUGAGAAGACGUCGUGUCCUCAUUGCGACCGACACGGGGGCACGUGUCAUGCGGCAGGACCCGGUUGUUGUGUCAGAGGACGACAUGGGAGAUCCUUCGAACGAGAUGCGGCGUGACGUGGUUCACGUAGAGGCGCAAGCCUCGCCCGUAGUGGCGAUGGUGACGAAGGAGGAUAGUGGAGUCAGGAUCACUCAUCCCUGGUCACCAGCGCCGGUUGUUGGCACUAAGAAGGAGACGGAGUUUGGAGGACCCGGUCCACUCUAACAGGCGAAGACCCGAUCCACUCCACCAGGCGCCCCAGUCCACUCCACAGG